Carassius auratus (goldfish) is the source of this 1636-nucleotide messenger RNA. Its product is annotated as regulator of G-protein signaling 7-binding protein A. The transcript is spliced from 6 exons. The coding region runs from base 513 to 1259 and encodes 248 amino acids. The record is from RefSeq and is a predicted model, not a curated record. Lineage: Eukaryota; Metazoa; Chordata; Actinopteri; Cypriniformes; Cyprinidae.
UCUGUUGCAUUAGUAUUCUCAUCCUAUGAGAGUGCAGUGUGUUCAACCACGUCAUGCCUCGAGCAACUGCACCUAUCAAGGUUAGAAAAGCGCUCUUAGAUCACCUUCUGCUACCUACUCUCAAUAAACGCCAUAGAGAGUUUAUCGUUUCAACUUGCGGCGCAUAUUAGUCUAGUUCGAGUUGCGGUUACUGUCUCUGGGAGGUGUUUCGUUUAAAAGCGGCUGUUAUUUCUUCGUUGAAAGACUAUACGGGGCAUCAAGACAUGUUUGCAUCUGGUUCUUUGUUAUCGCGUCUCUCUGCUGAAGAAGACGAAGCCCUACAAGGACACUUCAGCUCACUGCUGGAGUGAAUGAAGGUGACUCGGCUUCUGCAUCGUGGCAAUGCGGAGAGAAUCCAGGAGCAAGACACGGGCAGAUCGAUCAAUUGAGUAAGAAAUUUACCAAACGAGUGGCAGUUAUAUUGAUCAGUCGGCAUUUUAUAUCUGGGCAGUUUCUUCACUUGAUGUGUAUGCAUGAGUUCUGCACCGAAUGGGCGCAAAAACCGCCCCAGAACAGCCGGGACCAUUUUCCAGAUCGGCAGUAAGCCCCCGUCCAGAGAGUCGGAGCGCCGGGAGAGCAGCGAGGCUCUGCGUGCCGUAGCGGACUGCAGAAUGGUUGUCCAGGAGUUCAAUACACUUGUGGCCCUCUAUAGGGAAUUGGUAAUCUCUAUUGGAGAGAUUUCCACUGAUUGUCCCUCUCUUCGUGCGGAAAUGCACAAGACACGCACAAAAGGCUGUGAGAUGGCACGGACUGCACAUCAAAACCUUUCUGCAAUAUCAGGCCCAGAAGAUGGAGAAAUACAUCCGGAGAUCUGCCGCCUCUUCAUCCAGCUGCAGUGCUGUCUGGAAAUGUACCUGACGGAGAUGCUGAAGUCUGUGUGUCUGCUGGGAUCCCUGCAGCUCCACAGGAAAGGAAAACAUUUUUCUGGAGCUACAAAGGUAGAAAGUAAGAAAGAGGACAGCUCUGACAUCCCAAUCCUGGAAGAAACGUCAUCCACUCCGCCAGACUGUCCGAAGACUUACUUCCUGGUGGCCACAGACAUUGAGAACAUCGAGAGGGACAUGACAGAAAUGAAAAACCUGCUAAGCAAACUCAGGGAGACCAUGCCUUUACCACUGAAGAACCAAGACGACAGCAGUUUGUUGAAUCUGACGCCAUACCCGUUGGUCCGGCAGAGAAAGCGCCGUUUCUUUGGCCUCUGUUGUCUGGUGUCUAGCUAAGAGCUCUCUCUCUCCCAGAAUCCAGUCACAAAUGACUGCGUUUCCUCACAAUGUGUGACACUCACCAAUCAACCGUACUACUGCCAUUUCCCAAACCAGUACUUUCUUUUGGUGAGUUCCGUCCAAUUUCCUACUGCUAUGAGAAUAAAUAGUAAUAUCUGUGUAAUAUCAGUAAUCAUACAGACACUAUAUAAUAUUUGAUCAGUACAACAGAUUUUCUUUAUAACUGAAUGUUCGUCUACAUUAUGCUUUGUAAAGAAAAUGGUUUGUAGUAUGAAUAAUGCUAUGUUUGUCCACAUGAUUCAUAUGCUGUGCUUCUUGUCAAGACAGAUGUUGUAAUGAGGCAUUCAAGAGUGCUAAUUAGAGCAGAGGUUAUG